CCACCUGUCGCGGCUUUCAGAGCAUAGAGGAAGGAUGGGUUUAGUGCGGCCAAGACCAGUGUUUGGAUCAGACGGACCCUAAGGUGUUGCUACCCGCACCGUUACCACACCCAGGUAGCCAGCCAGGCAAGAUAGCUAGAGAGUAGGCUACCCUAUUGGCCAGUUACAGAGACUACCAGUUAGCAUCCCAGCCAGAUAGCAAAUUGUCCUCUCAUCCAGUGAGGCAGUCACCCACUCAUCCAGUGAGCAAGUCACCAGCUCAUCCAGUGAGCCAAUCGCCUGCUCAUUCAGUGAGCCAGUCACCCGCUCAUCCAGUGAGCGUCACCUUCUGAGUCAGAUGAUGAGUGAGCGUUCUCGUACCAGCUGACAAAUAUGGCAUACUCUCGGCCAGCUGCCUCCCUUCCAGUGUUGAUGGUGAUGCUUGUGUUGGCCUCUGGGACUUCCCUCAGCUGGAAUUUACCUAAACAGGCAGGCGGGACCUUACAGACGGAGGACCUUCAACCAGGAUACUGGGCAACCAUACAUGCGCCCGCUAGCUGGGAGCAGCACAAGAACACACCACCACAGAAUACUUUAAAGAGAAGAAAACGGCAAGAUGAGGUCCUGCGUUCAACACCAGCCAACCUGAGAGUGGUGUCGACUGGACAAGACUACGUUGAUCUAGAAUGGCAGUAUGGAGAGGGAGGUGUGGAGUUCCUGGUGAACGUGUACUACUCAGGAGAGCAGUUUGCCAAGGACCAGGUGGCCCGAGGUACGUCUGCCAGAGUGGGCGGGCUGGCUCCGGGCACCGACUACACACUGAGGGUCAAGGCUUUCAAGGCUCUUCCUCAUGGCCGUCGAGCAUACAGCGUUGAAAGCGAACCUGUUUCAGCCACAACUCAAGAUGUGGUGAUGCCAAAACCAAGCAACCUGCGGGUGCUGACAACUAAUACUGAAUAUAUCGACAUAGAUUGGCAGUUUGAUGGAGAUCAAAGAGACGUAGAGUACAUAGUGAAGGUUUUCUACAGUAGUGGAGUGUUAGCUAAAGAACAGGGGUCACGAGUAGCGUCAGCGAGGGUGGGCGAACUGGCUCCCAAUACCGAUUACAAAGUGUCAGUGAUGGCGUUUAAGGCUCUCCCUCGAGGUCGCCGAGCUAACAGUCCUGAUAGCGAUCCUGUCUCCGUUAGAACUCAAG
Molecule: messenger RNA, 1174 nt
Organism: Cherax quadricarinatus
Lineage: Eukaryota; Metazoa; Arthropoda; Malacostraca; Decapoda; Parastacidae
Source: RefSeq, a predicted model, not a curated record